GAGAGGGGGUCCAGUCCUGACCCGACCCUCCACCGCCAGCUGUGGCGUCACCUGGAAGUAGUCAUGUUGGGCGGGAUGACCCGGGAACAACAAGAUGGCGGAGAGUUUCGGACGUUGGUUGAGUAACGCAGACUUCAGCCCGUUGCACCGGUGAAACAGCCGCAUGUGGCUCAACAACAAAGAGGAAUUCAGUAUGAAUCUCCAGCAGCCUGCACCUCUCAUCCCCCCCGUCCACCCUGACGUGCAGAUGAAGCCGCUGCCCUUCUAUGACGUGCUGGACGUCCUGAUCAAGCCUUCAAGUCUAGGAGCGAGUCCUGCACAAAGGCACCACCAAGAAAAAUAUUUCAUCUUUGCCUUGACGCCACAGCAAGUUCGGGAGGUGUGCAUAUCCAGGGACUUUCUACCAGGUGGCCGAAGGGACUAUAUGGUUCAGAUUCAGCUGAGGUUUUGCUUGUCAGAAACAAGUUGCCCUCAAGAGGAUAACUACCCAAACAGUCUUUGUAUAAAGGUUAAUGGGAAACUUUUUCCUCUGCCAGGUUAUGCACCGCCACCGAAAAACGGCGUGGAACAGAAGAGACCAGGAAGAUCUCUAAACAUCACCUCUCUUGUCCGACUCUCUUCCGCGGUCCCCAAUCAGAUUUCAGUCACGUGGGCGCCUGAAAUUGGCAAAACCUACUCCAUGUCUGUGUACCUGGUGAGGCAGCUGACGUCCCCGCUGCUGCUGCAGAGGCUGAGGAUGAAGGGCAUCAGGAACCCGGACCACUCCAGAGCGCUAAUUAAAGAGAAGCUGACGGCAGAUCCGGACAGCGAGGUGGCCACAACAAGCCUGCGAGUCUCACUCAUGUGCCCGCUGGGUAAGAUGCGGCUGACGGCGCCGUGCCGGGCCGUAACCUGCUCCCACCUGCAGUGUUUUGACGCCGCCCUCUACCUGCAGAUGAACGAAAAGAAGCCCACCUGGAUCUGUCCCGUGUGCGACAAGAAGGCCGCGUAUGAGAGUCUCAUCAUCGACGGUUUGUUCUUGGAGAUCCUGAACGACUGCUCCGAUGUGGAUGAAAUCAAGUUCCAGGAGGACGGAACUUGGUGUCCCAUGAGACCAAAGAAAGAAGCUGUCAAAGUCUCCUCUCAGUCGGUUCCCAAAAUUGAGACCUCGGCUCCUUUACGCCAGUCAUCAGCGGUGCCUCACUCUACUGAGCCCAGCACCGCCAAGAAGGCCGACGUGAUCGACCUGACCCUGGAGAGCUCCUCGUCCUCCUCGGACGAAGAGGACUCAGACCCUCCGCUGAAGAAACGCUGUGUUUACAUUUGCAAGAACGAGGAGAUGCAUGCAAAGGGAGUGCUGACCUACCAGCCCACCGUGCGCGUGCCCAACGUCCAGGCCCUGGACCCGUCGUACCUGACCUCCACGCUGGCCGACUAUGCAGUCCCCUUCCACCCGUCCACCCUGGCCAGCAUCCCAACAGACAUGCAGAGUCUGGAUUUCUUUUCCUUAAUUCAAGGAGAUCCUCAGAUCAACUCGUUUUUCCCCGAGCAGCACUACCGGCCUCAGAUGUUCCUGGACAACCUGACCAGCAGCAUGCAGAGUGCGGCCAGCACCAGCUCGGCCCUGGUCUCCUCCUCCAGCAGCCACUACGACACCGGCGGCCACGAGACUCGGGUCAUCACGGGAGGAGGAGGGACGGACAGCGGCAUAUCGGAUAUUAUUUCACUAGACUGAGCCACGUCUCACUGGACCUCUUUUCCCGCAAUCUUUUUUUAGUGCGGACUACAUGUACAUACCUUUUUUUUUUAUACCUAGAAGCACUCAAAUUGGUAUAAAUGAGCACUUUGAUGGCCUGAACAUUUUUACAAUCUGCAUUUGGGGAAAUACUUGUGUGUGCUGUCGUAAUUGCAGUAUUUAAAUCACAUGAGAUCAAACCAAUGAUUUAGUUAGUCUUUGACUAGUCCAUCCGUAUACAGGUGUAGAAAUAUUUUGAGAACCCUUCCUCCCUGGCAGAAGGAUAAAUGUCUGUAACCCUUUCCCCCCAGUUGUUCUGGUAUUGGAAGUAUUAAGGUCAUUGAAGUCAUCCUUUAUACCAAUUAGUUUACUUGCACUUGGUGUGCGUCUUCACCAGUCGGGGCGGGUGGAGGGGGAGCCCGGCGCUCUCACCCUGGUACAAAGUGGGGAGGCCCCACGGUGAAAGACUUGUGGACUGACGGACAUGCUGUCCACUGUGACCAGCGCGCGCACAGCAGGGACUGGAAACGCUUUCAUUUGGUUCUCAAACGCUCAGCCAUUACUUCAACGAGGUUUGUCACGGGGCAGCUCUCACGUCACGCUGACGGAAAAUGUUUAGUCGGAGCAAUAAUCAUUGAUCUAGUGCUGGGUUGAAUCAUGUUGUAAAUGUAAUUCAGCACCACUCUCUGACUCCUGAAUCCGCUGCCGGGCCUUUACAUGCAGCCACUCUAUUUACUCGAAGGAGUUGCAAACGUGCCGUUUGUUUUAGGUCAAAUCUUUUCCUUUCAGACAUGGAGGGGUUCAGGUGCAUCGUGUGUCAGCACAGACCCCGUAUCUGGACCUGGUCGGCCUAUCGCAGCGAAGCGGCUUCGUCGUUAUCUCCUUUAUCGGCUGUUCUGAAAGGAAAACGCACGCGUCUCCUUCCCCUUACAAAUGUGUGCAUCAGCUUUUACUAGCGUGAGACGGUUUAGAGGAUUUAUGACAUAAUGUGAAAUGAGGGUUUGUUUGGUUCAUGUUGCCAAAGGUGUGAUCUUUAGUUAACAUUUUUCUUAAAAUCCACUGUAACUCUUCUGAACUCUGGCCUCCACUGUGCUUUUGAUUUUGUCGCGUUUCAUUUUGAUGCAACGUGAUAUCGGCGGAUACUCUGCGGAAAUACCUAAAAGAGCGCUUUCUCACAGGUCAAAGCAAGCUGUGUAGACGAAGGACGACCAACGGGGCAGCUGCUGCAUCCUAACCGUCUCUCGCUAGAUCGCUGACUCCCGGCCACCAGGAGCUAAAUAUCAGGGACCUGAACUUCACUUCUCGGGACUCGGUGGCCCGCGCAAAAUCAAUGACUCAUCGAAGCGAUGCUGCCAGUAUCUGAAACACGGAAAGAUUUUAGGCCAGUGUAUUUAUUAAAUUCAAACUUUCCAAUGGAGGGUGGCAGUUAAGUGUACACGUUAAAAGAAAUUUGAAAACUGAAAAAUAUCAAUUGUUUUUAAAUCAGUUCGUACCUUGAGUUCUUUCUUUCUCAAAGGCCUCAAUAACCAGAACAUUUUUGGUAAAAUAAAGUGAAUGGUUUCAGAGAAAAGUCACCACACUCAUCUAGUGGUAUCUGAUCACAUUUAGUCACCACUGAAUUAAGUUAACUUAAAACCAGCCUAUUCCUUAGGUCUCUGCUUGAAUUGCAUUUAUUUUUAAAAGAUUAUACCUUUUUACCUAUUUUUGUGAUGUAAUAGAAGGCAAAACCUAUGAGAUUUAUUCAGACGUGUUAAUAUUAGUGUAUGUGUUACUGGUUAAGAGUAAAUGAAGAUGUCACACAGCAGAAAUAAAAGUUUUCAGGUUUGCAAAAAAAGAAACACCUUCAGAAGGUUUACCCCUUUGGAAUGAUGCAGACGCAGCUUUAAACCUCACCCAAAUUGUAGCUCCCACAUCACAUGCAUUAUAGUCUUUCUAUCCAGGGAGAAGGAUCCCUCCUCCUUUUUCUCCAUCAAAGGGUUUUCAUUUUUUGGGGAGUUUUUCCCGUGCCGAUGUGAGGUUUUUGGGGACAGGAUGUUGCAUGUGUACAUAGGAGGACACUCUGCAAAGAUUGACUCUGAUUAAGUGAAGCAGAAGAACAUUAAGGCAUAAAUGUCACUUAUGGUAUUCAAUACACCCAAAUACCUUAAUUUGGGCCUUUAAUAAAAGUAAUAUAUAUAUAUAUUUGCAUCAGUCGCAACAAUAAAAUGCAGAAAAACCCCACUAAAACAAACUUUCAUAAAUACACAUACAACUUACUGUCUGUUGUGCCACUGCUUAAAAGCAGUUCUAUUUUAAGGUGAGGCAGAGAUGAGCAGUGCAGUUUUUGCAAUAAAACGCUGUCUUGAUCCUGUGCGUUCCAGCAUCGUGGCACCUCUUACAGUAUUACUACUUUUCCCGUCUUCUUGCGUCUCAUGACGCAUGCAAGAGGUAGAGGGCAAGGUGCUUGAGCAGCGCCUUCAUCACCUGCUCCCCGAGGGCCUUGUUGGUCAAUGGCUUAGCCUGGGUCGGGUCUUGCCUCAGCUUGAACAGCUCAAUGUGGAACAGAUGGCUGUUCACUACUGCAAUGUCAAUGAAGUGAUAAAGAAAUGUCCUAUACCACGUCAUUGGCUAUUACGGCGUGCACCACAAAACAAUCAGCGCAUCACAAGUCUGCAGGACCUUUGUUUUUCAGGGGACCAGUGGUGGUCCUCUGUGCUGUGCAGGCUAGAUGUUGAGAUGAAAGUAGCCUAGCAGCUAGCUUAGCAUAAUAUACGUGUGACUACAAAUAUAAAUAAUGUUCUCUCAAUUAACUAGAUAAAAGUAGGGCUCCAUUCAGGACCAACCCUUUUGUCGACCAAGGCGACCGCCCAACGUAAAAUCUGUCCAAACUGGUACAAAGGGACGAAAACGAAGAAAAGCAGCAGGAGAAGAAAGUCUGCAUGCAAAUGCAAAUAAACAUCUGCAUUUGACUCUUCCUGUCAGUUAAUUAA
Messenger RNA from Pungitius pungitius (ninespine stickleback), 4683 nucleotides. It is a transcript of the gene pias2, whose product is annotated as protein inhibitor of activated STAT, 2. The record is from RefSeq and is a predicted model, not a curated record. Gene Ontology annotation, biological process: protein sumoylation; regulation of transcription by RNA polymerase II. Gene Ontology annotation, cellular component: chromatin. Bases 164 to 1714 code for a protein of 516 amino acids. The transcript has 14 exons. Gene Ontology annotation, molecular function: transcription coregulator activity; zinc ion binding; SUMO ligase activity. NCBI's taxonomy places the organism in Eukaryota, Metazoa, Chordata, Actinopteri, Perciformes, Gasterosteidae.